AUGUCUCGACAAAAUUUCGAUCCACUUGCUUUAAUUCCUACAAUUGAUGAUGAUGAUGAAAAUGAUGUACCAGAUCUUGAUGGAUCUGGUGAUGAGGAUGAAGAUGAAAUGAUCGAAAAACCUCGUGCUCAUAAAUUAGCUCAGGCUACAAAAGGAAAAUCUAUUGAUUUUAAUGAACAAUUUCAAUUUCUUCUGGAUGAUCCGGAUGAAAAGAAAAUAUUAAAUGAUAAUGAUGAUCAAUUAAAAUCACGAGGACAAUUAUCAACAAUUGAUGAAAAAAUUGCACAAAUUCGAAAUCGAAGACAAAAAAAAAAUAAAUCUGAAGUUGAAGAUGAACAAUCAUCAACAAAUAAUCUUGAAGAUGAAUCAUAUGAAAUGGAAAUUGAACAUGAAUCUAUAACAGAUAAAAUGAAAAUAAAAGAAACUAAAAAGAAAAAAUCAUCAAAAAAUAAAAAACAAGAUGAAUUCUUUGAAGAAUCACCACCAUUUAAUCCUGAUCAAGUUUUUUCUGAAAUGAAAAUUUCUCGACCAUUACUUAAAGCUCUUUCAGCAAUAGGUCUACAUUCACCAACACCUAUUCAAGCAGCUACUGUACCAAUUGCACUUCUUGGUCGUGAUCUAUGUGCUUGUGCUGUUACAGGAUCUGGAAAAACUAUAGCUUUUGCAUUACCUAUUCUUGAACGUCUUCUUUAUAAACCUCAUCAAACUGCACCUUGUACACGUGUACUUAUUUUGGCACCAACACGAGAAUUAUGUGUUCAAAUUCAUCAGGUAUUUCGUCAAUUAACUCAAUUUACUCAUAAUAUAAAUAUGUGUCUUUCAACUGGUGGUUUGGAUUUAAAAUCACAAGAAGCAGCAUUACGUUUACAACCUGAUAUUGUUGUUGCAACACCAGGUCGUUUAAUUGAUCAUAUACAUAAUUCACCAUCAUUUACAUUACAAAAUAUUGAAAUAUUAGUACUUGAUGAAGCUGAUCGAAUGUUAGAUGAAUAUUAUUUUGAACAAAUGAAAGAAGUUAUUACUAAUUGUUCACGUACACGUCAAACAAUGCUUUUUUCAGCUACAAUGACUGAUCAAAUUAAAGAUCUUAUUCAAGUAUCACUUAAUCGUCCUAUUCGUUUAUUUAUUGAUGAUAAUCAAUCAGUUGCACCAUAUCUUCGUCAAGAAUUUAUUCGUAUUCGUGAACAUCGUGAAGGUGAUCGAGAAGCAAUUACUGCUGCUUUACUUAUACGAACAUUUCAUGAUCGUGUUAUUGUAUUUGCACAAACAAAACGACAAUGUCACCGUAUGCAUGUUAUGCUUGGUUUACUUGGACUUAAAAUAGGUGAAUUACAUGGUGAUCUUUCUCAAACACAAAGAUUAGAUACAUUAAAAAGAUUUAAAAAUGAAGAAAUUGAUAUUUUAAUUGCAACUGAUUUAGCUGCACGUGGUCUUGAUAUUGAAAAUGUUAAAACGGUUAUUAAUUUUAUUUUACCAAAUACACUGAAACAUUAUAUUCAUCGUGUUGGUCGAACUGCUCGAGCAGGAAAAACAGGACGAUCAAUUUCACUUGUGGGUGAAAAUGAACGACAUUUAUUAAAAGAUGUUUUAAAAACAUGUAAAGUUCCAGCUAAAAUGCGUAUUAUACCUCAAGAAAUUAUUCAAAUCUUUCGAAAUAAACUUGAAGAACUUGAACCAGAUAUUGAAGAAAUUUUUAAAAUGGAAUAUGGUGAAAAAAUGAUUCAAUCAUGUGAAACACAACUUGAUAAAGCUGAAAAACGUUUAAAACAAAAUAAAACAAAUGAUACUAAUCCAAAACGUGAAUGGUUUCAAACUCGUAAUGAACGUUUACAAGAACAAGAAAAAUUACGUUUAGAUCCUUAUAAUAGUACAAAAAAGAAAUUAUCAAAAGAAGAACGUGAACAAAUACAAAAAAAUAAAUCAAUACCAAAAACAGCAGAUGAUCGAGUUAAAUUUGAAAUGCAAAAAGUUGAAAGAUUUCAAACACGUCAAAUUGAGAAGAAAACUUCAAAACGAUCACGAGAAUCUUCUUCAUUUGAAAAUGAUUUAACAAAGGAAAAACCUCAACGGAGAUCAAAAUCUGCACCACCAAUAAAGAAGAGCAAACGAUAA
Rotaria sordida is the source of this 2112-nucleotide messenger RNA. Lineage: Eukaryota; Metazoa; Rotifera; Eurotatoria; Philodinida; Philodinidae. The record is from the annotation of a GenBank genome assembly.